CAUGUAUAGUCUGAUCAACAAUGGAAUCGGAGUUCAUUGCUUUAGAUAAGGCUGGUGAGGAAGCCGAGUGGCUUAAGAACUUCCUUGAAGAUAUUCCAUGUUGGUCUAAGCCAGUGCCACCAGCGCUGAUGCACACAACACUGGUCAUACUGGAGGAAUCCACCAUACACAGCUGUAAGGUUCUCGUUCACAACCUUCAUAGCCCUUAUAUUUGGGACAAUGUUCUGGGACCUCGGCUCCAAAAGCGAUACUCAACAAGAUCUUUUCAAUGCCAUGGGUUCUAUGUAUGCUGCUAUCAACUUUGUCGGCUUCCAAUACGGUUCAACAGUUCAACCUGUUGUUGUCAUCGUCUUCUACAGAGAGAGAGCAGCCGGGAUGUAUUCAGCAUUACCGUAUGCAUUCUCACAAUUCCUCAUUGAAAUUCCUUAUGUCUUCAUGCAAUCCCUCAUCUACGGUCUCAUAGUCUUCUCGAUGAUGGGAUUCCCCUGGAGCGUUGAGAAAUUGGCAUGGUUCAUAUAUUUCCUAUUUUUCUCAUUACUCUACUUUGUCCUCUACGGUAUGAUGACCGUGGCAGUCACACCAAACCACAACAUCGCCGCCAUCAUUUCUUCCUUCUUCUAUGGCAUCUGGAAUCUCUUCUCAGGUUUCAUCAUACCCAGACCGAGGAUGCCUAUAUGGUGGAGAUGGUAGUACUGGGGUACCCCCGUGUCCUACACGUUAUACGGCUUCAGGGACGGAGCCAGGAAUUUAUACCGGGAGGGGCAAAAAUAUACAUAGGCAAAAUUCAAGUAUUUUAGAUGGGGCAAUUAAUGAGAAAUUAAACUAAAUAAAUUUAAUAUUAUAAAAAUUAUAUAUAUGUGAAGAAAAUGGAGGAGGGGCAUUUGCCCCUUCUUGAUACAUGCUGGGUCCGUCCCUGUACGGCUUCAUAGUAUCUCAAUUCGGAGAAAUAGAAACCAAGAUGGAAAACGGUGUCACAGUGAAACAGUUGUUGGAAGAUUACUUUGGAUUUGAGUACGGUAUGCUUGGGUAUGUGGCAGCUAUACUAUGUGGAUUCGUCGUUCUUUUCACUCUAUCAAGACAUUCAACUUCCAGAGGAGAUAAACAACUGCUUUUGUUCACCUACAAUCAUUAUUUCCUCAAGUAAUGAAGAGUUCAGAGAUUUUGUAUAGGUAAGUCUUAGGAUUGUAUAUCAUAAAAUCAACUUUAUCCAAUUUGUAUAUUACUAGUUCUUAUAUAUUCUAAGUGUGUAUGUGAUCUAAAUAGUCCUUUUGGUUUCAAUCUGAAGCCUUCAUUUAUG
Molecule: messenger RNA, 1297 nt
Organism: Salvia splendens (bonfire salvia)
Lineage: Eukaryota; Viridiplantae; Streptophyta; Magnoliopsida; Lamiales; Lamiaceae
Product: pleiotropic drug resistance protein 1-like
Exons: 4
Coding region: 220-690 (156 amino acids)
Cellular component (GO): membrane
Molecular function (GO): ABC-type transporter activity
Source: RefSeq, a predicted model, not a curated record